GUUUUUCGCACAGCUUCCUGUCAGCCAUGGGUGCCCCUGCACGACGCGCGCUCUGGAUCCUGUACGUGUGCUUCACGGCCCUGCGGACAAAUGCUCUGAGGGUGUCCAUGAGGGAGUCCACAGUGGAAGUGGUCCGAGGAGAUUCCGUCAUCCUGCCCUGCUCCUUCUUCGCAUCCAGUCCUCUCUCCCGUCUCAACAUAAUCUGGACCCUGGCUCCCUUCUCCAAUCCAGAAUCCCCUAUUCAGGUGAUCGUGUAUGAUCAUGGCCAGAUUAUAGAAGACCCCUCUCUCAUUGGAAGGGUGGGCUUUACAGGCAUCCCAUGGAGUGCAGACAUCAUGGUGAACGACACUCAGAUCUCCGACGCUGGGAUUUAUCGCUGCAUGGUCAACAACCCUCCAGAGACAGCAGAUGCCAGCAUUGGAGAAUUGCUGCUCAGUGUUUUGGUGGCACCGUCGCUGCCCGCAUGCCGGUGGGAUGGCGACAUGGAAGCAGGGGGCAGUGUCACGUUGUCCUGCUCGGUUGCCGAGGGCGUUCCCACUCCAGAGAUCCGCUGGGAUAAACUCAACCCAGAGGAAAUUUCCCUACCCAUCAACAUGGAGGGAGAGCUGUCGGGUUCGGUCCAGAUCGUCAACGUAUCGUUGCAGACGUCAGGCCUUUAUCGUUGCUCCGCCUCCAACCUCCUGGCAACGGUGAACUGCUACAUCAACCUGUCCGUCUACAGCGCAGUGGCACAGAGUCACUCGGGGAUCCUGCAGGGGGUGUUGCUGACUUUGUCCAUGAGCCUAAUGCUGCUGGCCCUGCUGGUGCUCUUGGCGUGGCUUCAUCGUACCAGCCAGGAUGGUCGACAGAGGGUCUCCAAAGAGGAAGAGGAGGAGGAGGAAGGCUACAAUGAGAUCCGCUAUACUCCGUCCCUGAUGAAGCGCUCCUUUGUGUAAGACGUGAUCAUGGAAUAAAGGGACAACAUAGGACACUCAAAA
Messenger RNA from Hippocampus zosterae (dwarf seahorse), 977 nucleotides. RefSeq lists its product as uncharacterized. The transcript has 7 exons. The record is from RefSeq and is a predicted model, not a curated record. The coding region runs from base 27 to 935 and encodes 302 amino acids. Gene Ontology annotation, molecular function: ionotropic glutamate receptor binding. NCBI's taxonomy places the organism in Eukaryota, Metazoa, Chordata, Actinopteri, Syngnathiformes, Syngnathidae. Gene Ontology annotation, cellular component: cell-cell junction. Gene Ontology annotation, biological process: homophilic cell-cell adhesion.